Trichomonas vaginalis G3 is the source of this 1199-nucleotide messenger RNA. RefSeq lists its product as uncharacterized. The transcript has a single exon. NCBI's taxonomy places the organism in Eukaryota, Parabasalia, Trichomonadida, Trichomonadidae. The record is from RefSeq and is a predicted model, not a curated record. The annotation marks the transcript as partial.
AUGAAGAAAGCAAAUUUGGUUUAUGUUGAUGAAAAAGAUAAUGAAAUUAAAGAAAGGGUUGAAUGGUAUCAUGAAUGGACAUCAAAGAUUUUUAAAACUAAAGCUGAUACAGGAUGGGUUUCAGGAUGUUUAGACCUUAAAGCAGAUAAAACUUAUGUUAAUGGUGAGUUAGAGAAGAAGGCAGAUAAUGAAUAUGUCAACGGUGAAUUAAUGAAGAAAGCAAAUUUGGUUUAUGUUGAUGAAAAAGAUAAUGAAAUUAAAGAAAGGGUUGAAUGGUAUCAUGAAUGGACAUCAAAGAUUUUUAAAACUAAAGCUGAUACAGGAUGGGUUUCAGGAUGUUUAGACCUUAAAGCAGAUAAAACUUAUGUUAAUGGUGAGUUAGAGAAGAAGGCAGAUAAUGAAUAUGUCAACGGUGAAUUAAUGAAGAAAGCAAAUUUGGUUUAUGUUGAUGAAAAAGAUAAUGAAAUUAAAGAAAGGGUUGAAUGGUAUCAUGAAUGGACAUCAAAGAUUUUUAAAACUAAAGCUGAUACAGGAUGGGUUUCAGGAUGUUUAGACCUUAAAGCAGAUAAAACUUAUGUUAAUGGUGAGUUAGAGAAGAAGGCAGAUAAUGAAUAUGUCAACGGUGAAUUAAUGAAGAAAGCAAAUUUGGUUUAUGUUGAUGAAAAAGAUAAUGAAAUUAAAGAAAGGGUUGAAUGGUAUCAUGAAUGGACAUCAAAGAUUUUUAAAACUAAAGCUGAUACAGGAUGGGUUUCAGGAUGUUUAGACCUUAAAGCAGAUAAAACUUAUGUUAAUGGUGAGUUAGAGAAGAAGGCAGAUAAUGAAUAUGUCAACGGUGAAUUAAUGAAGAAAGCAAAUUUGGUUUAUGUUGAUGAAAAAGAUAAUGAAAUUAAAGAAAGGGUUGAAUGGUAUCAUGAAUGGACAUCAAAGAUUUUUAAAACUAAAGCUGAUACAGGAUGGGUUUCAGGAUGUUUAGACCUUAAAGCAGAUAAAACUUAUGUUAAUGGUGAGUUAGAGAAGAAGGCAGAUAAUGAAUAUGUCAACGAAAUAUACCAAAGUUUGAUAGGAACAACAAAAAAUAUUGAAACUAUUGUUGGUGACUUUUCUGUCAAUGAAGAAAAUAAAUAUUUUAGAUGGCAAUUGGUACAGUCCUUAAAAAAUGGUGCACGGUGUAAACUCAUUCCGAAAAAUAACAAUGAAAU